Fukomys damarensis (Damara mole-rat) is the source of this 2192-nucleotide messenger RNA. RefSeq names its product tubulin epsilon and delta complex 1 (gene Tedc1). Lineage: Eukaryota; Metazoa; Chordata; Mammalia; Rodentia; Bathyergidae. The record is from RefSeq and is a predicted model, not a curated record. Gene Ontology annotation, cellular component: membrane. The transcript has 9 exons. Gene Ontology annotation, biological process: signal transduction. The coding region runs from base 851 to 2113 and encodes 420 amino acids.
CAAUAGGUGGGGUGGGACAGGCUGAGCUGGAAUGCGGAGCAGGUCUGAGUUUCCGGUGGCCCCAUGGGAAGUCUGGUGGGGCUAGCUACACCCGGAGUCCAGAGUGGACCGUGCCGGGUAGGGCUCCGGUGGGGUUGCGGUUCCUGUUCCUGGGGUCCCACCAUCAAGACUUCUGCAACCGGGUAGCUAAAGGUCUUAGUUGGGGAAGGCUUGGGGUGCACCGCCCGCGCGCGGAGGCCUGUGUGAAGUGGGGUCCACCAUGCCAGGGUAGGGCAAGAGCUAACCAGGGACUAACCAGGACGGGGUGCGGGGAAAUCAAAGCUACGGGCGUCAGGGCUGAGCAAGAAGGAGGAGCAUCUCACGCUUGAGCGUCGCUGUGCAGAGCGGGCGAGAACGUAGCGGUCGCAUGUCCCGAGGGGUGGAAGACGAGCGGGAGCAUCUCCAUCUGUCCCUCGCUCAGGAUGCGCACUUGGUCCUGGCCCGCGUCCUUCUCCGCACCGGGGACCGCUGCGUGGCCAGGAGGGGCAGCUUCUAGGUGACACGCAAGGGAAGUCUGCAGGCGAUUUCCGCCCACGGUUGCUACGUGACUGGUAGCGCGAUACGUUGAUUGGCUGGUUUGGGCAGAAGCAGGUGUCUGGCGGAGAUUGGGCCCCAGAGUUCAACCCGACCCAGCAGUCUGCACCGAACGCCCACCCCCGGAGCCCGGAAGUGCUUUUGUAGGCUGGCGGGUGGACCCUGCCGGCAAGGUGAUUGGUUGCCGGACCUGGGCGGCGGUGAUUGGGUGCGGGGGAUCCGGGCGGGCGAUCUAAGAAGGCCUGCUGCCGACUGCCGGGAGUGGCAGCGGUGCGGGAUGGAAGGAGCGGCCGCGGCCUGGACUGGGGCCGAGGCCAGGACCCUGCCGGAGGCCAUCGCUAUCCUGAGUCGGUCGCUGCCAGACGGGCCCAGCCCCGAGAUCUUCCGCCGCGCCAAGUUCAACCGUCCAGAGGCGGCCCCAGCGCUCUGGCGGCUUCUCUUCCGAGUGCUCUCGCCGCUCCGGGAAGACUGCGCCGCAGCCUUGCUGGGCCCGGGGGACCAAGCCCACUGGGUGAAGGUGGUGCUGCACUCCUAUGGCUACCCAAGGCCAGCUCUAGCACAGCUCCCUGAAGAUGGCUCUCAGGGCAGCAGGGAGCUGCUGCUGGCCUUUUCCUGGCUCAUGGCCCGAGGGCCCCUCCUGGAGUGGGUGCUGUCCCAGACCUGCAUGCGCCUGGGUGACCAGGUUCCCACGUGUGAGUGUGAGGCCCUGGCUAGUCCUGGCCUGGCUGCACUCCAAGUGGAUGCAGGGGGCUCUGUGGACCUCCGUUUCCUGCAGUGGCUGAUGGGAAAACUGCGAUUCCGGUGGCGGAGCUUGAUCUGCAGUCAGCAGGAACAGUGUGCCCUUUUGAGCAAGAUCCACACAUAUACCCGUGGCUGCCACAGAGACCAGAACCUUGGCCACCUGUCUGUCACUGAAACUAAGAUGCUCAGGGACCCAGAGGGCAGCCAGAAGCUGUUGCAGGCACUGGAGCAGGAGAAUGCCCGGCUGGAGGCAGCUCUGGAGUGGCGGCGCUAUGAGCUGGUCUUCUGGAAGUGGAUGGACACGGUCCUGGGUGCCUGUCCCCCAGAGUGCCAUGCUGUGCCCACGUUCUUGCCCAGGAUCCCCGAGCGUGGGAAUGGGGAGCUGGAACUGCUAGCUCGGGAGCUGCAGGCCCUGCAGGAGGAGCUGAGGGAGCAGGUGCUCAGCCGGCGCCAGGCCUGGGAGACCCAGGUUGGAGGCCUGGGCUGUGGGCCAGAGUGGCAUGCAGCACGGCAGGCCUUGGAACAGGCUGUGGAACAGGAGCUAUUGGCCUUGCGGCGGUCCUGGGAGCAGGACAGGGGACCCAGCCUGUUUGAGGGGCCCCACCGUCUUGCGAAGAUCAAGGCUGGGACCGCAGGAUCCCAGGGCCUGCCAGUGGCUGAAGUGAUCAGGGCCCUGAGGAGCCAGGAGGCCAUCCUGGAGGUGAUGCUCUGUUGGCUGCAGGGACAGUGUCGGCAGGAGCUGGCCAGGCUGGCAGGAGCUGUGCCGCAACUCAUCUGGAUUCUGCCACCUGGAUGCUGAGGUCCCAUAAACACACCCUCCCUGUGGAAACCUUCCUGGGCUGUGCUGGCCUUCAGAAGAGGUUCUGGGGCAAUGGACC